Molecule: messenger RNA, 1200 nt
Organism: Fraxinus pennsylvanica
Lineage: Eukaryota; Viridiplantae; Streptophyta; Magnoliopsida; Lamiales; Oleaceae
Source: the annotation of a GenBank genome assembly
AUGGCUACCGACAGUGAAGAUGCCGUCCGCCGAAAGACGGCAGUAGCCGAAUACCGGAAAAAGCUCCUCAGCCACAAAGAGCUCGAGUCUCGAGUUCGUACCGUUAGGGAGAGUUUACGAGCUACAAAGAAAGAAUAUGCUAAAACUGAAGAUGAUUUGAAGUCACUGCAGAGCGUUGGACAGAUCAUAGGAGAAGUUCUCAGGCCCCUGGACAAUGAGCGAUUGAUAGUCAAGGCCAGCAGCGGCCCAAGAUAUGUGGUUGGUUGCCGCAGUAAAGUGGACAAAGAAAAACUUACAGCUGGCACUAGAGUAGUUCUUGAUAUGACAACUCUCACUAUUAUGCGAGCGCUUCCUCGUGAGGUUGAUCCAGUUGUAUAUAACAUGCUUCAUGAAGAUCCUGGGAAUGUAAGCUAUUCUGCUGUAGGUGGGCUGUCAGACCAGAUUCGAGAACUAAGAGAAUCUAUAGAACUGCCUUUGAUGAAUCCUGAACUCUUCAUCAGGGUUGGCAUUAAACCUCCCAAGGGCGUUCUUCUCUAUGGGCCUCCAGGAACUGGCAAGACUCUAUUAGCAAGAGCAAUUGCUAGCAAUAUAGAUGCCAAUUUCUUAAAGGUUGUAUCGAGUGCUAUUAUAGACAAGUAUAUCGGCGAGAGUGCAAGAUUGAUCAGGGAGAUGUUUGGGUAUGCCCGUGAUCAUCAACCAUGUAUCAUCUUUAUGGAUGAGAUUGAUGCCAUUGGUGGACGUCGGUUCAGCGAGGGAACAAGUGCUGACCGUGAAAUACAAAGGACACUUAUGGAGUUGCUUAACCAGCUUGAUGGGUUUGACCAGCUUGGAAAGGUAAAAAUGAUUAUGGCGACAAACAGACCUGACGUUUUAGACCCUGCACUUCUUCGUCCUGGUCGGUUAGACAGGAAAAUAGAAAUACCACUUCCAAAUGAACAGUCGAGAAUGGAAAUUCUGAAGAUCCACGCUGCUGGAAUUGCCAAACAUGGUGAAAUUGAUUAUGAGGCUGUUGUCAAACUUGCGGAGGGUUUUAAUGGGGCUGACCUUCGUAAUAUUUGUACUGAAGCUGGUAUGUCUGCAAUCCGUGCAGAGCGUGAUUAUGUUAUUCAUGAAGAUUUCAUGAAGGCUGUAAGGAAACUGAACGAAGCAAAGAAGCUGGAAUCAACUGCACAUUACAAUACUGAUUUUGGGAAGGAUUAA